Messenger RNA from Hydatigera taeniaeformis, 5739 nucleotides. The record is from the annotation of a GenBank genome assembly. Lineage: Eukaryota; Metazoa; Platyhelminthes; Cestoda; Cyclophyllidea; Taeniidae.
AUGGAGGGAGAGGAAAAUGCAGAGCUAAUACCAAUGGAAGGUUCUCUUGAAAUUCCGCUUGAAGAGGAGUCGGGUAGCCCCGAAUUUAGCCACAUUUCACAAAAAUCCCAAGCCAGUGAGGAGAAGGACUCUUUUGUUAGCCCGUGGGAUGCCUCAGCUUUGGAACCCUAUCCCCAUAACAGUGAUGGAGAAAUGCUCUUUAAGAACCUAAUGACCAAGUUGAAGGCACCGCCGCGUUCCAUUAUUGACUACAUGGGUAGGAAAAGCAGUGCAGUGCUAUCAGCUCCUAUUAACUUGAGCAAUGAGACUCUCUGUCUCUGUCUCUCCUUCUGCCUUGCCAUUUUACAGGUACUAAAUCGACGUAGGGCCGAAGUUUAUGCCAAAUCUGAAGGUCUUAAGUUGAAGGCUAAAGAAUAUCAUGUAAUGGAAGAGGAAGCUGCUCGAGUGGAGAAGGAAAAUAGGCGGAAGAUGCAGCGUAAAAGGUCAAGAAGGUACACCACGACGAUAGCCCGCGGCGAUCGUUUGAAAACCCUGGCAUCUGAGGACAGUUGGCUCCUCGAGGGUGCAGCAGUAGAAGAAUUCAUGGUGGGAGAGGAAGAACGCAUGGCUUCCAAGGAGGAUGUUCAACGUUUGAAAAAGAUCCGACACGAUGCCACUCAGGAGGUGUUCGACCAAAGUGUUCAGCAUAAAGAUGUUAAUGACAAUCCUGCAGAUCGCAAGAUUGAAGUAGUCACCCGUCUCCACCGAUUUUCAGAUCUGCAACUCUUCUUCCAUCAUGUUAAAUCUGAGAGAAUGAGGGAGGCAAAGAGUCAAAAGCAAGCACUUGCAAAGAGGGAUUCCACUACCAUUGCUAGGCCAAGUGAAACGAUCUCCGAAGAGGCUGAAGCCGAUCAAGAGGCGAAGGUAACACCUGAAGUCUCCAAACCACAGUUGCUGUCACGCCUUGAGAUGGAGAAUAUCAUAUCGGGCCUUCGAGAAGUCGUUGGUGGGGACGAUGAAGGUGUCGGCAGAAUAAUAUCCAGUGCACUGGCCGGCAAGCAAAACGGUCUUGAUACGCUCAUCGCUUUGGUGCAAGACACUGAGACACGCGAUGACUUUCUCAACACCAUAACCGAGCCAGGAUACGUUUUCUUCCUCCUCAAUUGCCACUUUCGCUCGUCACGUGCAGUGCUCAACAUGAUUAAUAUAGUGCUCUCCGAUAAUCCCGCUCGUUCUCUCGAACGAGUUGCAUUGACGAGGAAAUUGAACGAGGCCCUUGGUGUACCACCAGGCGGUGGGAACACAAAACUAAUGAACUUUGCUCACGAAUUCGAGGAGGCCUGCCGCAUAGCAGUGGAAGGACUGCUUCAACGAGUGGGCAAAGGGCGGAGUAUUGUAGACGUAGAUGCCGAUUUUAGGGAAUGCAUGCAUCAGGAGGAAAUACACAUGGUUGAAUUUGCCGAAACCGCCGAUCUUGAGGUAGAAGAGCUGAAGACCAUCAUCUCGCUAACCCUUUCAUGUCGGAUAGAAGAACUGAAAGAAUUCUUUGAUGAAUUGGCUCCUGUUCAACAGGAGAUUGAGGCCGAACUAGAGAGAUCACCAGAUGCGGAGCCCGAUGUAAGGUUUGAGGAUGCAUCUCCUUCGCGGUUUGAGUCAAAGGAAAUCCCCGUGGAGCGAAGCUCGGAGGAAAACGAGCAAUCUGUCAAUAAAAGCUUUGUCAAGAAAACCGAUCAUAGUGCAAGACAUUCGGCUGGCGAGGAAGAGCAGGGUCAUCGGACCGUAGUUCAAAUGAGGUCACCACCUGUACAGCUAACACAAGACUCACCCUUAAAGACUUCCGCCAAGCCGAUUUUGCUGAAGGGAAAAACUACUAAGAAGGGCGGCGACAAAUCACCCCAAGCAACCCUCAUAGACUUGACGCCACUGAAAGGUAGCGUGCUUGGUGUCUCUACUGUCCCAAUUGAUUCCACGGAAGGACGUUUCUUUUGGGACGAGGAGGAGGAAGAAGAGGAGGAGAGUGAGGAAGAAGAGGAGGAUGAGAUUGACUUCAUGGAGGUUGGCGAGAAAAUCCAACUGUUGGAAUAUUUGAGUGCCGAUGAAGAGGGAGAAGAUGAAGGAGAAGAUAGUUCCUCCAAAGCAUCUUCCAAAUCGCGUCGCAAGCGCAUAAAAUAUCACAAGCAACGCCGCAAGAGGGCUCAGCAACAGGAGAUCGGAGAAGAAGGCCGAGAAGGCGCAGAGGCUGAGCAGAUUCAGUCAAAGGAGACGCGAUCUUCAGGAUCCGAACCGCAGGACAGAUCAAUAACGGAGGAGGAAGCACUUCAGAAAGCCGCCGACGAUGAGGAGACGUGCAUGGCUCUUAUAGCGAUGGUGAGCCGAGAAGAUGACCUGGAAAAAGCUGAGAACCUGCUGAAGAAGAUCAGCAGAAUCAUCAGAAAUGAUGAGGGUACAAUGGAUAUCGAGGCGAUUAUGCGUGUCUACAAUGAGUUGCAAAAUGCUAUCUUGAGUCUUCAGAAGGAAAUGGAACUGAUCCCGGAGGGAAGUGAUGAGCGUAAUGUUAUUGACAGCAUUAUCAGCGCUAUCAAGGAGACUUCCAAGACACUUGUGGAUGCUGAUGAGGGCGAAGGCAGUGAGCAAACAGAGGACCAACAGAAGGCUUCUAAACACGAUAGUAUCAAAGAAAAAGCCGUAGGAUCUAGAAUGGCUGAAACUGGGAGAGCAGAGAAGAUGCGAAAACGACUGGAAUCGAUGAUAAAAAGGCGUAAAAAGCCACGUCUCCAAACUACUACCCCUCGCAGUCCCUCAACCGACUCCGAAUCCGACUCUUCAGGGUCAGACAACGAAGGUUUCGAAUUCCGCAUUCAGCCUCUUAUGAGACGCAAAAUGGUCAAAGAUAUCACCAUAGAAAGCCUCUCUGAAGAGGAAGGAGAGAAGUUGGGAGAAUUUGUAGCCACCAACGAAAACAUUAAAAAAGCACCCACUAAAGAAGUAUCGACAUCAAAAGAGAGGGAAUCUCUUAUAGUCACUUCCGCGAAGACUGUCCACCAAACUGAAUCAGAAAGACCCACUCUGGAGGAACAAGCUGCCUAUGUAGUGGAAGUAGCAAUUGGUAAAAUAGCAUACAUAGGGAAAUCUGGACGAACGAGCGGAGAUCGUCUUCGAAGUGACCUUCAACCCAACUCCAAAUUGGUACAGUCGAUACGACGAAAGAGCGAUCGAAUGUCAGCUGGCCUCCUGAAAGAGGAUAUGUGGCGACGUCAGAAAACUCGAUCCCUCAUUACGAGGAUGCAAAAAAAGUUGAGCCCCCUAGUCGCCGGUGGGAAUGAGGAUGCAACUCCACACGCGCUGAAACCCAGUGAAAUUCGUGAAGCUCUGACCAACCCGGACUUCGAGGAGAUUGCGCAGGAAUUCAAAACUCUUUACGGCGCACAACUAAUGAAGUCAAGUAGCUACAAUUUACUUACAAAGAUCACUCAGCAGAUGGAUACCAUAAGCACAAAGAUUGGUGAAGAACCAGGACUCGAUAAAAUGAUGAAUUUGUUGAGCAUCUUGAAGUACCAGGAUCGCAAGUUUACAGCAGAUGAGCUGCUGACAGAGGUGAGUUUGUCGAUGUCCAUAGAAGGGAUAACAUCUUGGCAGUAUUUCGAGGAAUUAGAUCCUGAUGAGUUGAAAUACAUGGAGGAAAUGUUGACUGUGGUGAAAGAACUGCUGCUGAUAGAGUUCUCAAUCACCAGUGCGAUGCUCCCAUCACAGCGAAUAGCCUGGAUGUCAAUUCCAGGGAAUUGGGAGAAUCAUCGCCGGUGUCUGGCUAUCUUGGGCCAACUGUUACAGCUCCAAGUAAUUCUACCAGAACUGGCGUCUAUAGUCGUCUCGGCUCUUGUCAUGAACGUUUUCGACACGAUUGCCAUCUUCAACGCGCGGGACAUAAUCACGAACGAUAUUGAGAAAAUGGUAUAUGGAUACCUGAAGGAUGAAAUUGAAGCUCUCUCUUGGUUCCAUGUUCACAUGCAAGAUCGUGAUGAGGUCCUGAAGCCCCUGAUGGAGGAAUACGACGCUGAGCUUGGAAACCUGCUCGGUGGUGAGGAUAGUAGCCACACCAUUAAACCCUCGGUUGACAAGAGCUUAUUGGAUCUAGUGGUUGCACCAGGGUACACGUACGUUCUUCAGACUGGGUUGGAGAAGGGAUUUGCCAUUUCAAGAGUGGAGGAUCAGAUUGAACGUACUAGCUCGAUCGAAUAUAUGCUCCACUUGCGACGCUUGGCGCUUUCGGCAAAGCACAAGCCUCACGUUCCCCCAGUAGAAGUCGUGGCUGAAGAAGUAGAGAAGACAAUAGCCACUCUGGAAAACGCUCCAUCGAUCGCAGCCGCCCUAGAGGCUACGGGUACGUACGAUGCUGCGGAAAGGACAUUUACAGACUACUACUGCCGAGUGGCCACAGAAAAACAAUGCGCUAGGGUAAGCGAGAUCUUCCAGUCGGUGAUCAGUGUCUCCCAAACUCAACGCAAAGUUAACGUCGAAGAACUGCUCUUUACACGCGAUACUGACAACGAAAUUCUUGGCGACCUAGAAGAAACCACAAAUAUUCUGCAUCAGCAUUCCCUGUCGCCAUCGCCUGAAAAACAAAAACCUGUCUACCAACUCUACGCUUUUGGUCGCCAAGUGAGUACUGACAAUCCUGAGGAUGUUAUGCGCAUUCUGGCGACUUCACUUGGAGGUGGUCGCUUCUAUGAACGUCAGAGCCCUCCCCCAACCCAAAGGCAACAAAUGUACACCAUUCAAGGGGCAGAGCAGCUAAGCAAAACGGAAAUACAUUUUCCAGGCUUGAAUCAACCAGACGAGCGCAGACAGGAACCAAGUAAACACUAUCCAUCAAGAGAGAAAGAAAAGUUACCAUAUCUACCACAGCAAUCCAAAUCAUUAGCCUUAGCUCACACACCCGCAACGCCUUUGGCAUCUUUGUGGCGCUUUCACGCAUCAUCAUCAGAGAAGUCAGACAUGAAUGGGGAACCGAUGAUGUGCAACUACACCCAACUUUCGGCUUACCGAUACAGUCGAACACCACACGUGGCCUCACAUAACUAUCCACUCACUAGAAGGGAGGUGGAGGCAGUGGAAUGCUUCCUAGAAAUGAUGUGCAAAGAAAAGGGAAAGUCUCCAGAGUUGAAAGCGGACUCAAAGAUCGAAACGACAACUAAAAGGUCAACAAUGCAGAAGAAAUCGAGUAGUUUGGAUCAGGGAGCAGUUACAGCAUUGUUCAAAGAGCCCGAUGCGAUGCAUAUACUGCGCCGGAAUCCCGCUGCAAUAUUAGAACAAUUGCGACAACGUCUAAAACCGGGAGGACUCACCCAAGUGUUAGACGAAGUAAUGCGAGAAACUGGCAGUAAGAAGUCGAAGAAGCUUUUCCUUCAGGCAUUACAGAAAGCUGUUAGUAUCGAGAAGGAGGCGAAGCAGCAAUUUCCAAGAUCAUCAGUCAGUUCUAAGCGACUCAGUUUCGGCGGUCGAACCAUACGAAGGCCAGCGGAAAUACCGUCCCGUGAUUGGCAACGACUGGCCAAAUCAGAUACCACCGAAUUCGAAAGGUUGCCCAUGACUGACGACAAGCGACCACACUGUAGAGCUGAAUACAUCUGCCGCAGCGGGUAUGUCAACAUUGUCGGGGCUUCGCGAGGUUACCUCUCAAGGUUGGAUGUUCUGCAGCACCUCCACAGGGCAAAUCACUUGCGAGCCAACGAUCGGAUACACAAAUCAAUUGAAGAAUGGUAA